This is a messenger RNA of Orcinus orca (killer whale), 5599 nucleotides long. It is a transcript of the gene BCO1, whose product is annotated as beta-carotene oxygenase 1. The transcript is spliced from 11 exons. Gene Ontology annotation, molecular function: beta-carotene 15,15'-dioxygenase activity; carotenoid dioxygenase activity. The record is from RefSeq and is a predicted model, not a curated record. Bases 3073 to 4716 code for a protein of 547 amino acids. NCBI's taxonomy places the organism in Eukaryota, Metazoa, Chordata, Mammalia, Artiodactyla, Delphinidae. Gene Ontology annotation, biological process: carotene catabolic process; retinal metabolic process.
CACAUCUUUGCUGUGUCGGCAGAUAUUCUGUUACUUUCAGCCAAAGUAUCUUGCAUUAACUCAUCGUGCUGUCAUGAUAUUGUUAUGGGCUGAACUGUGUUCACCCCCAAAUUCAUAUGUUAAAGUCCUAACCGCCGUACCUGAGAAUGUGACAGUAUUGGAGGUGGAGCCUUUAAAGAGGUGAUUAAGUUAAAAUGAGGCCAUUAGGGUGGGCCCUCAUCCAAACUGACUGGUAUCCUUAUAAGAGCAAAAGUGGACACACAGAGACACCAGGGAUGUACAUAUCCAGAGGGAGGACCAUGUAAGGACACAGUGAGAAGACUGUCUACAAGUUAAGGAGACGUCUCAGAAGAAACCAACCCUGCCGACACCUGUAUUAUGGACUUCCCAGCCUCUGGAACUGGGAAAAUUACUUUCUGUGCUACUUUGUUAUGGCAGCCCUAGAAAAUACAUAGAUCUCUAUUGUUAUGAUCAAGUUAUUAUCACCAUCAUGAAAAAGUCCUUUGUUUCACCAUAACAUUGUCCCUGAGGAGCAGCUGGGACCUGAAUGAAGGGAGCUUGCUCAAUAUUCCAUAACAAGGCAAUCAUAUCAACCCAAGACUGGCCUUCUUCGUCCUCCACCCUUCACUUCACUUGGUAGAAACCUAGCAAACAUCCCUCAUGCGCUGGAGCUGUGUGGAAUUGUCAGAGUAUAUAUUUCGAAGUCAGACGUCCUGGCUUUGCUUCCUAAUUCGAUCUCUUAGCAGCUGUGUGAUCUAAGGCAACCUGGUUGUCUUCCCUGAGUUUUCUCAUCCCCAAAACACUGCUAAGAACACGCAUCUCAUAGAAUUAUAUAAGGCCAGAGCAAGCCAGUACAUGCAGAGGGCUUCACCAAGUACUUGACUCAGAGAAUAUUCUUGAUGGAUGGAGACCAUUUCUCUUCUGAAUACACAAAAUGGACAAGAAAGGAGAAUACGGUCAUGUUUUCACUUAUACAACUUCAGUCUAAUCCUCUCAACAAACCCUGUGACAGGGCAUCGCCAACCUGUUUUGCAGAAUAAAGUGAGGUUCAGAGGAGUCAUGUGACAAAUCACAGUUUUAGAUCCUAGGGCCUGAGAUUCCAGCCCAGGCCUUUUGAUGCCCAUAAGCCCUGAGCUUUUUUCUUCUGCACCAGAGAUGCCGCCCUUGGUAGAGUAAUUUUUUCCCAAGCACUCAAGGUAUGCCAGACAUUCUCCUUUAAUCCUCACAAGGACUCAGCGUUCACAACCUAGGAAUAAAUAACCCUGACAUGGUUACACGUGUUUACACCAGACAGCAGAAUAAACUGGCAAAGCUAUUGUGGGACUGAAUGGAAAAUGUGGAUCAAAGGGAAGUGCCUUCAGAGAUAGCAGGGAAGAAAGGCCGACAUUAACUGUGCGGGGACGAGGGCUUUUGCUAGACCCUUGACUUUGAAUAACCUUGAGAUUUUAAUAUUGUUAUACCUCUGUUUUACAGAUAAGGAAAUGGAGGCUCAAAGAGGGUAAGUAACAUACCCCAGACACAGAAAAGGGAGGAACGUGAAUCUGGUAUUAACGCAAACACGUAGCAUCUUCCCCUGGACCAGGGCUUCUUAACCAGGGCCUGCUGUGCAAAGUAGAAUACUCCGGAGAAGUUUUAAGACUACUGAGGGCUGGGCUGCACCUUCAGAGACUCUGAAUGGGUGGGUCUGGAGUGGGGCCCAGCAAGGGCAUUGCUAAAGCUCCCGCCAGGUGCUUGGAAUGUGCAGCCAGGGUGGAGCAAAGCCAGGCCACGCUGCUCUCAGGACUGAGCUCUGCGAUCCUGGAACAGUCUGGGCCCAGCCCUGAUACUACUAGACCCAGCUGGCUGCAUAAAGGCCAGCUUUUCUCACUCCACCCAGAGAGGGAACAGCUGGUUCUUUCUUAAAGCAGCAUGAGUGAAGGUGAGGCCAGUAACUCAUCACCCAACAUUCAUAGUAAGUUGAAUAUGAAUUUUAGGCAAUGGCAUCACCUCGAGAUUCAUGAAUAUAGGGGAACCUUAAAAUCAAAUACAGGCAUACUAUCUCCCUCUUGAUGGGCCAGAAAGUUGGAGCUGAAGUUUGUUUUUUACUAUUCCUUGUAGUUCCUGAGUAGAGUUUUUGGUUCCCUGAAUUUAUUGUUUAAAUGGAUACAUGAAACAUUUUAUGUUUACUUCUCCAAAAAAUGAAGUAUAAUUAAGUUGCUCUUUACAUAUGAGUUUUUUCUUUCUGAGUGGUGGGGAGUGUGGUGAGGAAGCUCAGGGACCUUUAUUCACAACAAAACAAAACAAAACAAUACUUUCCCUCUCUGGCAAACAGUUCCCAUGCUGCGCAGUAGGGAUUCACGUGAUUGAUGCACUCUGGGCUGCCCUAAUCCAGGUGUCCUAAGCAGAAUGCACCGCUAAAUGAUCCCACCUGUUGUUUUUUUAAAAUUUUUAUUGGAGCAGAGUUGAUUUACCAUGUUGUGUUAGUUUCAGGUGUACAGCAAAGUGAAUCAGUUACACAUAUACUUAUAUCCACUCUUUUUUAGAUUCUUUUCUCAUAUAGGCCAUUACAGAGUAUUGAGUAGAGUUCCAUGUGCUAUACAGCAGGUCCUUAUUAGUUAUCUAUUUUAUAUAUAGUAGUGUGUAUGCAUCAAUCCCAAUCUUCCAAUUUAUCCCUCCCCCGCCACCCCACCCCCCGGACCCUGUCAGCUUAAACACAGCAAGAAACUCGCUUUUCUUGAUUCAACCAAAAGUGGAAGUGGAAAGGGAGAGUUGAGGACACAAUCAGAGAAUUAAAGAUUAACUGGGACACAUGGCUGGGGAAUUGACCGUUGAGCAAACAUAAAUAACUCCAGUGCAGCUUCCCGCCACCGUGUGCACGAAGAGAUCCCAGGCCCUCGGAGAGCGGAGAGCGGAGAGCGGAGAGCGGAGAGAGGAAAGCAAAGGGAGAAACGAGUGGCAUCAGAAGGGAAGGAGAUGUAAAGGAAGCUGCAGGAGAGCAGGAUGGGAAGGCAAGGAGGGGCCAGGAGUAGUCGCCUUGAACACAGAGGAGCGUCUGUUCACUGUUAAUACCCCUGUUGCUCAUCGCCCUGCACGAUGGAUAUAAUAUUUGGCAGAAAUAAUAAGGAACAACUGGAGCCUCUGAGGGCCAGAGUGACAGGCAGGAUUCCAGCAUGGCUGCAGGGGACCCUGCUCCGCAAUGGGCCUGGGAUGCACACAGUGGGCGAGACCAGAUACAACCACUGGUUCGAUGGCCUGGCCUUGCUCCACAGCUUCACAAUCAGAGACGGUGAAGUCUAUUACAGGAGCAAAUACUUGAGAAGUGAUACCUACAAUGCCAAUAUUGAAGCGAACAGGAUUGUGGUGUCAGAAUUUGGAACAAUGGCCUAUCCGGACCCCUGCAAAAACAUAUUUUCCAAAGCUUUCUCCUACCUGUCCCACACCAUCCCUGAUUUCACAGACAACUGUCUGAUCAACAUCAUGAAGUGUGGAGAAGACUUCUAUGCAACCACGGAGACCAAUUACAUCAGGAAAAUCAAUCCCCAGACCCUGGAAACCCUGGAGAAGGUUGACUAUCGUAAACAUGUGGCUGUAAAUCUGGCAACAUCACAUCCUCAUUAUGAUGACGCUGGAAAUGUUCUCAACAUUGGUACGUCCAUCGUGGACAAGGGGAAGACAAAAUAUGUGAUCUUUAAGAUCCCUGCCACAGUAUCAGGAGGCGGGAAGAAGGGGCUGAGCCCCCUGAAACACAUGGAGGUGUUCUGCUCCAUCGCCUCGCGUUCACUCCUCUCCCCGAGCUAUUACCACAGCUUCGGAGUCACCAAGAGCUACAUCGUUUUCCUCGAGCAGCCUUUCAAGAUGGAUAUCCUCAAGAUGGCAACUGCCUACCUCCGGGGCGUGAGCUGGGCUUCCUGCCUGGCUUUCCACAGGGAGGACAAGACUUACAUUCACAUCAUUGACCAACGGACGAGAAAGCCCGUGCUGACCAAAUUUUACACGGACCCCAUGGUGGUGUUUCAUCACGUCAAUGCCUACGAAGAGGACGGUUGCCUUCUGUUCGACGUCAUUGCCUACGAGGACAGCAGCCUUUACCAGCUCUUCUACUUGGCCAACCUGAACAAGAACUUCGAGGAGAACUCCAGGCUCACCUCCGUCCCAGUCCUCAAGAGGUUUUCAGUGCCCCUCCACAUGGACAAGAACGCAGAGGCGGACUCCAAUUUAAUCAAACUGUCAUCUACAACAGCAAGAGCCCUGAAGGAAAAAGAGGACCAAGUCUACUGCCAGCCGGAGUUGCUUUAUGAAGGCUUAGAACUGCCUCGGAUCAAUUACGCUCACAACGGGAAGCGAUACCGUUAUGUCUUUGCUGCUGAAGUCCAGUGGAGCCCCAUCCCAACCAAGAUAAUAAAAUACGACAUUCUCACGAAGUCAUCCUUGAAGUGGGGAGAGGUGCACUGCUGGCCGGCGGAGCCAGUGUUCGUGCCCACACCGGGUGCCGAGGACGAGGAUCACGGGAUUAUCUUAUCAGCCAUUGUCUCUACCGAUCCCCAGAAGCUGCCUUUUCUGCUGGUUCUGGAUGCCAAGACGUUUACAGAAUUGGCUCGUGCCUCCGUUGAUGUAGAGAUGCACCUGGAUCUCCACGGGCUGUUCAUCCCAGGUGCCGACUGGGAUGCAGGGAAGCAGGCCCCUUCCCGGGAGGAGCGGGACAGGGCUGCUGAGCGCCGUGUGGCCCCAAGGACCUGACAGGGUGGGGGCCUGGGCCCUGGAGAAUGGCUCCACCAGACUCAAGGGUGGUCCCUCCCUGGGUGGGGGGGCCCUUCAUUUUAUUUUGCACUUAUUCUUUCCAUGGUUGCUUUGAGACAAAGUUACGGAAAUAGAGCUUUUAUCAGUAUCUUUUCUUUCAUUUCAUUUUGGCCAUUAGAACCUUGUUGGAAAGUUGAUCAAAUAUUUACUGAUUAGCUCUAGUACUUCUAAAAGCCCCUUUCCUUUAGUAUAAAGACCGUGACCAUGAAUCAGCAAUUGUAUUAAGGCACAUAAUCAUUGCUCCUAGAAUGGGCAGCCACUGACCCACUGGAGAAGAGACACAGAAAUAUUUAUCUUUGCUCCUCCCUCCCCAGCUUUCUUUCCCUUCCCUCCCUCCUUUCUUCCCCGUGGACCACAUCGUGAGUUCUAGCUUUCUCAACCCUGUGCUGUUAGUAGACUACGUGGCCCAAAAGGCGUGUACUUUGUGGUCAUUCCAUGCAAGGCAGGGCAUAGUAUAAAAUAAUAAAACUUUAAAGCCUUUUCAGACCUUAUUUUAAUUUUACAUGGCUUCUUUCCUCUGAAGAUCUUCUAAGGCAGUAAAACAGAGGGGCAGAGCUAGACGGUUCAUAGUCCGCCAGGUGCCUCAUUGUACACCCAGUGGGACAGCAGACUGGUGUGGGCGUCCCCCACUGCAGGAGGGCAUGGAGGGGCUGGAAUCCAGGAUUGAGUCCUGUCUUGCCUGAUGCUGAGAACCAGGGUGGCGGGGCGUGCCAGAGCCCUACAGGAAAGGGGGUCCCGUCAGCAGAAUUCCUUGGAGAUUCAUCCAAGUUGUCGUUGUUGUUUUGCUCUCCUUUUUAUUUAUUUGGCUGCGUCGGGUCUUAGU